CCCCAUCCCACCCCAACCCCGAGGAGCGGCGGCGGCGGAUUCGGCCAUGGUGCGGUGCACCAACGGCCUCCUGGGUCUCCUCAACGCGGGCGUGCUGGUCCUCGCCGUCGUCGGGCUGGGCGGCGGCGCGUGGCUCAGCCACCGCGUCUCCACCGACUGCGAGCUGUUCCUCGAGCGGCCCGUCGUCGCGCUGGGCGUGCUCCUCCUCGCGCUCUCCCUCGCGGGCCUCGCCGGGGCGCUCUGCCGCGCAUCCUGCCUCCUUUGGCUCUACCUCCUCGCGCUCUUCCUCCUCAUCGUGCUCCUCUUCGCAUUCACCAUCUUCGCCUUCGUCGUCACCAACCGCGGCGUCGGGUGGGUCGUCUUCGGCAGAGGGUCGAGAACGCGGGGAAUUGGGCCAAGAUCCGGAGCUGCCAUCCAUAACAUUUGUACUUCUGCUAUUCUUUGGAGCUUGUGGAAUAUAAGAAAUGCUAUGUGUUUUCAGGGUUUGGUGUGGUCGGACGUGAAUAUGGUGCUGUUCAAGGCGACGAGGAUGAUGCGGAGAUGGGCGGUUCUGUGCAAGGACCCAAACGUGCUGGAGGACCUGGUGACGAGGCUGGAAGCGCGAGCAAGACAACCGCCGAGACUUGCCUGGGUCGAGUCUCCUUCGCUGGCUGCGCCGACGACACAAAACUGGGGGGCGCUGGGAGUGGUCGUUUCAUCAGCUUCUGGCGUGGAAGAGGGGUCUGAGCUGUUGGAAUAUUUGGGCCUAGCCCAUGUAAAUCCAAAUAAUUCCUGUAAAAUUUUAAAGACCCAUUAGUGCAUAGGUGCAUGGCAACAAGUUAGUCCCACCUUGCUAGUGAAGGUGGAGGGAACCUAACUUAAAUAGUUGG
Molecule: messenger RNA, 869 nt
Organism: Panicum hallii
Lineage: Eukaryota; Viridiplantae; Streptophyta; Magnoliopsida; Poales; Poaceae
Product: tetraspanin-7-like
Exons: 2
Coding region: 47-796 (249 amino acids)
Biological process (GO): auxin-activated signaling pathway
Cellular component (GO): plasma membrane; plasmodesma
Source: RefSeq, a predicted model, not a curated record